Molecule: messenger RNA, 1611 nt
Organism: Pimephales promelas (fathead minnow)
Lineage: Eukaryota; Metazoa; Chordata; Actinopteri; Cypriniformes; Leuciscidae
Source: RefSeq, a predicted model, not a curated record
UCUCGAGUGGGAGUCGAAUCUUUCUCCGGAAUCGUUUGCUUUCAUUUCUGCACGAGCCCAUCGCGCGCGCCGUUUCCUUCUCUUCGCUUCGAAUCAAAACAAACGUCGCCCGACGCGCUUCGGUCGGUUAUUCUCCCGUAUCUCGGACGGAUUAUUCGGUGUUUUCUGUGAAAUAAAGGCGGUCAAUAGAGCCGGAUAAAGAUGAGUGUGGAGGCGUACGGGCCGAGCUCGCAAACGCUCACCUUCCUGGACACGGAGGAAACGGAGCUUCUCGGGGCCGACACGCAGGGCUCCGAGUUCGAGUUCACCGACUUUACAUUGCCCAGCCAGACCCAAACCCAAGGCCAGACCCAGAGUCAGCUCGACAACCAGGUAAACGGGCCUGACGGAGUUCUGCCCAACGGAGAAGAUGCAGUGGUGAAGACCAGCCAACUUCUGGCCGAGCUGAACUUUGAAGAGGAUGAGGAAGAUACUUACUACACUAAAGAUCUGCCCGUGCACGCCUGCAGCUACUGUGGCAUCCAUGAUCCAGCAUGUGUGGUUUACUGCAACACCAGCAAGAAAUGGUUUUGCAAUGGCCGGGGCAACACCUCUGGCAGUCAUAUUGUGAACCAUUUGGUGAGGGCCAAAUGUAAGGAGGUGACGCUGCAUAAGGACGGGCCGCUGGGAGAGACGGUUCUCGAAUGCUAUAACUGCGGCUGCCGUAACGUCUUCCUUCUCGGCUUCAUCCCGGCUAAAGCAGACUCUGUCGUGGUGCUUCUGUGCAGGCAGCCGUGCGCGAGUCAGAGCAGUCUGAAGGACAUUAAUUGGGACAGCUCUCAGUGGCAGCCGCUCAUCCAGGACCGUUGCUUUCUGUCCUGGUUGGUGAAGAUCCCAUCCGAGCAGGAGCAGCUGAGGGCCCGUCAGAUCACGGCCCAGCAGAUUAACAAACUCGAGGAGCUCUGGAAGGAAAACCCAACAGCGACCCUGGAAGAUUUGGAGAAACCUGGAGUGGAUGAGGAACCUCAGCACGUUCUGCUACGCUACGAAGAUGCCUAUCAGUACCAGAACAUUUUUGGUCCACUGGUCAAACUAGAGGCUGACUACGACAAGAAACUCAAAGAGUCCCAAACUCAAGACAAUAUAACUGUGAGGUGGGAUUUGGGACUGAAUAAAAAGCGGAUAGCUUAUUUCACUCUGCCCAAGACGGAUUCAGGUGACAUGCGACUGAUGCAAGGAGACGAGAUCUGUCUGCGCUAUAAAGGAGACUUGGCUCCACUCUGGAAAGGGAUCGGACACGUCAUCAAAGUCCCGGACAAUUAUGGAGAUGAGAUUGCCAUCGAGCUGCGCAGCAGUGCAGGGGCUCCCGUGGAGGUGCCGCACAACUUCCAGGUGGACUUCGUGUGGAAGUCGACAUCUUUUGACCGAAUGCAGAGCGCCCUGAAGACGUUUGCUGUGGAUGAGACCUCGGUGUCUGGCUACAUCUACCACAAGCUGCUGGGUCACGAGGUGGAGGACGUUAUCAUCAAAUGCCAGCUUCCCAAACGCUUCACUGCGCAGGGCCUGCCGGACCUCAACCACUCGCAGGUACAGAGCUUCCCAGACUCCCCUUCACCUCAUUCGGCCAUUUGA